Messenger RNA from Panicum hallii, 1510 nucleotides. Its product is annotated as probable protein ABIL1. NCBI's taxonomy places the organism in Eukaryota, Viridiplantae, Streptophyta, Magnoliopsida, Poales, Poaceae. The record is from RefSeq and is a predicted model, not a curated record. Bases 288 to 1229 code for a protein of 313 amino acids. The transcript has 9 exons.
UCGGCGCCCACCUCACCCCACGCCACUACCUGCCCGCCUCCUCUCCUGCUCCUGCACCAGGACGUCACCACUCACCCCACUCGGCAGUCGGCACCUCGCUGCUCCUGGGAGGGAGGCCCCCGGCAAAGCGAGGGGAGCCGCGCGAGAGGCGCGUCGCGUGUUCCUUGCUUCGUCCUCACGUGCCGUGGCCCCUCCGCUUCCUCCUCCCCGUACCUGUUCCUAUUCCCACACCGAGCGAACCGGCGGCGGCGUGUCGAUCAGGGGGGGAGGAGCGGAGGGCAGACGCGAUGCAGCAGCACGAACCGUGGCGGUCUGGCGCUGAGCCCGCCGGGGCGGGGGCGGGCCCUGCGCCCACCACCGUCGACGAGGCGUCCAUGGAGCGCAGCAAGAGCUUCGUCAAGGCGCUCCAGGAGCUCAAGAACCUGCGGCCGCAGCUCUACUCGGCCUCGGAGUACUGCGAGAAGUCCUACCUCCACAGCGAGCAGAAGCAAAUGGUGCUGGACAACUUAAAAGAUUAUGCUGUCAGGGCCCUGGUCAAUGCUGUCGACCACCUUGGCACAGUUGCUUACAAAUUGACAGACCUGUACGAACAGCAGGCUUCAGAAAUCUCAACCCUCGAGUUGAAAGUAGCAUGCUUGAACCAGCAAGUCCUUACUUGCCAAACUUACACGGAUAAAGAAGGCCUUAGGCAACAGCAGAUGACGGGAGCUGCCAGCAGACUCCACAAACAUUACAUCAUACCAUAUGUGGGAAAUAAAAGAAUGCAAGCUUUUUCUGAGAUGCAAGGCAAUGCUGAUUUUGACACAACUCCAAGACCUUAUUCCUCAGCGAAGACCCUUCAGUGGCAUUUGGUUUCGGAGAAGAACUCCAAGACCAAUAGACCAGAUCAGUCUGAAUUCGUCCUCGGAGAAACAAAAACCACUAAGCCUUCAUCAAGUGGCCUUCGCCUGCUAGGCAAGGAACCAUCUGCAUCUCCCUUGUCCAAACAUGUGCAGUCCAACAUGACCAGUUUGGAUAUUGUUAGUGUCAGCGUGAAGGAUCAGCCCAAGACAAGGCAUUUAUCAUCAUUCAGCUCUUUUGACAACCCAAGGCAUUUGUCAUCUUUCAGUUCUUUUGACAACCCACGAGGGCGUCAAAUCCAGAAGGCUCCGCUUCGCACAAAAAGUAUGCUAGCUGCUUUCUUUGUUAAGCACAGAUCAGCAAAAAUGAAAAAUGUCUCUGUUCGUUGAUCAACGGCAAGCCUGCAAUUUGCUACAGCCAUACCAAUAUGGAAGUGUUAAGGGCAUGGAAGAAACUAUGUAUACAUGUUGUAGAUUGUAUUUGGAUCUUGUAUAUUAUGCUCAAGAGAUGAACCUUUUCUGAUACCUUAUCAGUCUGGCUUAAUGUCAUCUUGCUGAUGACCUAAAUGUAAUGAUUUAUAUGGAUAUACGAUAAUAGUUCUAUACCCUAGUGUCAUCUCACUGUCCAGAAAUUUACAGUGUAAUUGGAAUUUAUAAGGAGUUGAUGAUUA